Messenger RNA from Raphanus sativus (radish), 556 nucleotides. RefSeq lists its product as uncharacterized. The transcript has 2 exons. NCBI's taxonomy places the organism in Eukaryota, Viridiplantae, Streptophyta, Magnoliopsida, Brassicales, Brassicaceae. The coding region runs from base 62 to 364 and encodes 100 amino acids. The record is from RefSeq and is a predicted model, not a curated record.
CAACUUCUCUUUACUGCACCGUGUUCAUCUCUUGGUGCUGUGUUUAUUUCCAAGAAAGAGCAUGUUUUUGGUAAGAGAACGUUUGCGACAAAAGCUCAGUUCUCAGACGUUGAUGGAGGUGAAGCGGCUUCGUUGGAAGUUCCGGGGUAAUGAUACGAUAGUUGUGAACAGGGUCUCUGUGGAAGUUCUCUGGGAUGUUCACAGUUGGUUCUUUGGGGUACCAUCAUCACCAGGGAAUGCUGUGUUUAUGUUCAGGACUUGCCAAGCUGUUGAGAAGACCUUGUCUUCCACGCAGGUCCCAACGAGCUUGAAACCUCAGAGUUUUGGGUUUACAUUGUUUCUGUACGCUUGGAAGAACGAGUAGAGGAGAAGUUUUGAGAAGAUUAAAAAAAAUGAACUGUUGAUUCUUGUUUAUUUAUUUAUCAUAUGAUCAGUUUCAUAUGUUAGAGUAUGUACAUUAGACUUGUAAAGACUUGUUCAAACUCAAUUGCUUUGGACCUUUGGUCCUAUUAUCAAUGAAUUGUCCAGAUACUCUGUUUUGUUCAUUAGGUGCAUA